This is a messenger RNA of Aspergillus thermomutatus, 1272 nucleotides long. RefSeq names its product putative FAD-binding monooxygenase. Bases 1 to 1272 code for a protein of 423 amino acids. Gene Ontology annotation, molecular function: FAD binding. The record is from RefSeq and is a predicted model, not a curated record. Lineage: Eukaryota; Fungi; Ascomycota; Eurotiomycetes; Eurotiales; Aspergillaceae. The transcript has a single exon.
AUGGCACAGUUGAAGAUCCUCAUCUGCGGCGCGGGCAUUGCCGGCCCUGCCCUCGCUUUCUGGCUUUCCAAAUUGGGCCACGACGUUACGGUUAUCGAGCGGUUCCCAGCCCUGCGCACCACGGGCCUGCAAAUCGAUCUGCGGGGACAUGGGAUCGAGGUCAUGCGACGAAUGGGUCUCGAGCAAUCGUUCCGCGCAAAGUCGGUUAAAGAACAAGGCCUGGAAGUGGUCGACCGCUCCGGCAGGCGAAGGGCCUAUUUCCCGGCGAAUAGGUCAGGCAAAGGGCUGCAGAGCUUCACCACCGACUUUGAGAUAUUACGGGGAGAUUUAUGUCAGCUUUUGUACAGCGCGACGGUGGAUCGUGUCAAGUAUGUCUUUGGAACGAGUCUCGAAGGCAUCACCGAUCAUGACGGCUAUGUGGAAGCCCUCUUUUCAGAUGGCCGAAAAGAGAAUUUCGAUCUCAUAGUUGGUGCGGAUGGCCAGGGAUCGCGCACUCGCAGAUUGAUCCUCGACCCUGACGCUGCGGACCCAUUCCAUCCCCUUGGAGUUUAUAUAGCGUACUUCACAAUCCCUCAACCUAUCCGAGGGGAUGAGUACCUAGCCACUAUAUACGUCGCUCCUCAAAGGCGGUUCGUGUUCACUCGCAGGCAUAACGCACGCGAGAUCCAGGUGUACCUCGCCUGCAAGCCCGAUUCGAACCGACUGAAGAAUGCUCAGAAAGGGGACGUCAUGGAAGAAAAGUCUGGUUUUGCGGAGAUAUUUCGAGGCGCAGGGUGGCAGGCAGAGGACAUCAUCAAGUCGCUAGAGCAUGCUGACGACUUUUAUUGCGAGCGACUGGGACUAGUCAAGUUGGACUGUUGGUCCCGCGGCCGAGUGGUUCUCCUGGGAGACGCAGCAUUUUGCCCGUCGGCAACCACUGGAAUGGGCACCACCUGCAGCCUUGUCGGUGCCUAUAUAUUGGCCGGUGAGAUAGGUAAACGGUGCAGAGGAGGUUCUGGGGUGGAUACUGAUGGAAGUGCUACCAAGGACGCUCUGUCCAGCGCAUUCAAAGCUUAUGAACAAAGAUUCCGGCCCUUCAUUGACCAGGUUCAAAAGGGCUUAUCUGACGGACCUAGUGUUUGGGACCAGAUUCCAUCAACAUCCUUCGGUAUCGCUGUCCUCAAUUUCCUCCUCGCUAUAGCCUCAUUCUUCAGAUUGGAUGUCCUGGCCAGGUUGGUUCUCCGCGAAGAUGUAAAAGGAUGGGCACUCCCAGACUAUGAUGAGAUGAUGUAG